AUGGUGAACCCGCGACCUGCUGCUAACAAGUCCCACGUCUGCCUCACGGCCGUCCUGAUCUUGGUCAGCUUGGCGCUCAUGGACGCCUACCUGGUGGAGCAGAAUCCGGGUUCCAGGAGGAUCGGCGUGUGCGUGACCGUGCUGGCAGGUGAUGCGUGUUUCCUCAUCGUGCUUCGAUACGUCUCCAUCUGGGCCGGGUCGGAGGUGCACACAGCCAGACGAGGCUACGCCAUGAUGCUCUGGUUCUUCUACAUCUUCAUCCUGGAGAUCAAAGUCUACUUCGUUUAUCAGAACUACAAAUCUGAGGAUGCCGAAGCGAUGGACGCAGGUGCAUCCAGGAGAGCUCUGACGUUGCUGCUGUCAGUCUUCAUGCCCAUCGUGUUCAUAACACUGGCAGCAAUCGACCAUUUGGAGUAUUUGAGGCUGUAUAAGAAGAGAGAGGAGAUAAGGAGUCGUCUCUUCUGGGUGGUGUUGGACCUGCUGGAUGUUGUGGAUGUUCAGGCCAACCUGUGGGAGCUUCAGGGUGACGGUCUCCCCCUGUGGGUGGAGGGCUUCACCUUCUUCUACUGCUACAUCCUCCUGCUGGUGUUACCUUGUGUCUCCCUGAGUGAAAUCAGCAUGCAGGGUGUGAACAUCGUCCCACACAAAAUGAUGCUCUACCCCAUCCUCAGUCUCGCUACAAUAAACGUCAUCACCCUCCUGAUUCGGGGGGGAAACCUGCUGAUUUACGGCGACAUCCGAGUCUCGGGGAUCAUGAUGGGAAAGAAUGUGAUCGCCAUCGUGGUGAAGAGCUGCAGUCUGGUGCAGUACAGAAGGAACCAGCCGGCUUCUCCUCCUGCAGAUCGAGGCUCCGACAUGCAGAAGAACUCUCUGGGCGAUGUCCACGUAUUCAAGACUCAGCCUGUGCCGGUGCUACCAAGGGUCGUGAUCGAGGACUUCACCUCCAUACCAGAGGAAGAGGAGGAGGAGUGUGAUGACAGUGAGCAAACAUGA
Messenger RNA from Scomber japonicus (chub mackerel), 993 nucleotides. Its product is annotated as transmembrane protein 121-like. NCBI's taxonomy places the organism in Eukaryota, Metazoa, Chordata, Actinopteri, Scombriformes, Scombridae. The record is from RefSeq and is a predicted model, not a curated record. The coding region runs from base 1 to 993 and encodes 330 amino acids. The transcript has a single exon.